GAAGCUUCUUUAUGCGGGAUUUCCGGUAAUGUUAGUCACCAAAGAAACGAGAUGAAAUCUACCGAAAAUUUGCCCGUUAGAACAUAAUGCGAGUUUUUUUCUGGUUAUCUUUGACCUUGUGCUGCAGUCUGGAUGCAAACGGGUGGUUUAAUUAACCAACCAGUCAACUAACAAGGAUGAAGCUGCGGGUUCGGAUCAACCGGCAGACCAGCAGGGUGGACUUACCAGGCGAGGAGCCCACCCUCCAGGAACUCUCGGAUCUCAUCAAGCAGACGCUGCUGUCCGAUCAUGAACUCAGCGCCGACACAGAGUUCAGUUUGUCUCUGAACGGCUCAGAGCUCCUCUCAGAAUCCGGUCAGACUCUGUCAUCCUGUGGAAUCGUUUCUGGGGAUCUGAUCUGUGUCCUUCUGCCGCAGCCGGCACCUGCUGCCAUGGCAACCUCAGAAAGGACCACAAGCUCCACAGAAACAAACAGCCAGGAGGAUACCAAUGGGACCACUAGCCAGGACAGCAGCAGCAGCCCUCACCCGCUGCAGGCCUGCAAAAUGCAGAGCUGUUCAGCAGCGCCCCCUGUCUGGGAGCCCAUGCUGUGCAGCGAGGCUGAGGCCGGUGAGGCUCCUCUGUCCCUGGAGCUGCUCUACCACUCGGCCCAGACCAGCAGCCCCAACGACGCCAUCUUGGUGGCAGCGCAUCUCCUCAUGCUGGAGACUGGCUUCUCCUCUCAGGGCAGCGAGCUGAAGCCUGGGGAGAUGCCUGCAGGGUGGAGGUCUGUGGGUGGAGUCUACAGGCUGCAGUACACCCAUCCUUUAUGUGAAAACAGUCUGGUGUCCGUUGUGGCUGUGGGCAUGGGCCCCCUGCUGGUCCUUAACGCGGUUCUGAAGGUUCCUGAAACCAUCGACACGACUCAGAAGCUGCUGCUGAAGACGUCCAGCUACGUGACUGAAGAUUGGCCAGGAGAAAAUGCAGCCGCGGCCUUCAAGAAUCUGAAGAAACUUUCCCGAAUCUUCAAAGACCAGCUGGCGUACCCGCUGAUCGCUGCUGCAAGAGAAGCGAUGGCGCUGCCGGUGGCGUUCGGUCUGCAGGCUCUCCCUCCUGAGCUGCUGCUCCGGGUCCUCCGCCUGCUGGACGUCCGCUCCCUGGUCAGACUGUCGGCCGCCAGCUGCCACUUCAACGCCGCCACAUCUGACUCCACCCUCUGGAAACAUCUGUACCUCCGGGACUUCUCUAGUCCAGAUACCGAGCUACCCAGAGAGACAGACUGGAAACAGCUUUACAGAAAGUCCUACAAAGCCUGCUUAGACUUACAACGUCACAUUCGUCCCUACUCCCUGCCGCCCUUCCCCAUACGUGACAUCAUCACCACGGUGCCCCGUCCCCUCUUCCCUCCGCUGCCGGGGAUCAUCGGUGGCGACUACGACCAGCGACCGAACCUCCCACGCAACCUUCUGCGACCUCGCUACGACCCCAUCGGCCCGCUCGUGGAUAUCCCCUCAGGACAUCCAGGACAACCCCGUUUGGAUUUCCGCAGACCAGGAGGAAGAGCAGCAAACAUCCGGAGAGGAUUCAUCUGAAUUCCAGAACUGAACAAUAAAAACACAACAAAACAGUUUAUUAAAGUCUGUUUGGUUCUGAAGCUCCAAAGAUGAGACUUGAAAAUACUUUAAAAUGGAUUUCAGAUCUCAGAGAUCUGAAUGUUUCCACUAAGACGACAUGAAUCUCUAAAUGUCUAAAAAUGAAAGAAAAUUGACUUUAAAAAAAUGUAUAACAUUGAAAACUAAUCUACUUGGAUGUUCUCCAAGUAGUCAGCCUUUAUGCUUCCUCUAAAUGAAUGAGAGAGCAGGCCUCAGAAACACAAGCUAAGGUGGGGUUGCUGCUUAGUUAAACUUCUUAAACAGAAUCAAACGUUUUUUUUGGUCGAUUUAUAUAGAGAAAAUAUUAUUUUCAUCAUUGAAAACUAAAAACUUUGUUUUGUGUUCAGGCUCUCUUGUGGUAACACUUUUCCUUUAAGUAUUCAGCUCAGAGGUGUGAGGCUUAGCAGCUUUAAUAAAAUAGAUCAGUCCAAAUAUUUUUACUUGCACCGUCUUCUAAUAAAAUUAAUUUAAAUUGAACAAACCACACAAUGGAUCAUUUGUCAGUUUAUUGUGGGAUUUAUAAAAAUGUAUUCUGUUUGUUUUGUAAAAUCAAUCUCCUCUACCAGAAGUCAAGAUUGAAAGGAUUAAUCCAUGUUUCUCCAGCUGAUAACUUGAAUAAAUUAAGUGGCUAAUCACUAAGAAAUA
Xiphophorus maculatus (southern platyfish) is the source of this 2276-nucleotide messenger RNA. It is a transcript of the gene fbxo7, whose product is annotated as F-box protein 7. Bases 177 to 1571 code for a protein of 464 amino acids. The record is from RefSeq and is a predicted model, not a curated record. Lineage: Eukaryota; Metazoa; Chordata; Actinopteri; Cyprinodontiformes; Poeciliidae. The transcript is spliced from 10 exons. Gene Ontology annotation, molecular function: protein kinase binding. Gene Ontology annotation, biological process: autophagy of mitochondrion; positive regulation of autophagy of mitochondrion.